CUCUCACCAAUCUUCAAUUACUCAUUUCAAAUCUCCAAUAUCGUCGAGGGAAUGGCGUCUGGUGCUCUAGUUUCGAAGGCGAAGCAUAAACGGAGCGAAAUUAGCAACAAAAGAUUGAAACCCACGACGGCGGUGAGGCCGGUGUCUCCGUCGCAUUCGGAGAUGAGGAAGAUAACUCUCAACUCAAUCUCAAAGCUUCAAGUCAGAGACUUGAAGCGGAAACUAACAGCUGAGCUCGAAAAAGUCAGAAGCUUGAUCAACCGCCUCGAACCUGUCCCCAACAAGGGAGGACAAGGUAAAGCUCAGAUCUUGAAGAGCUGUAAUAGCUUGCUUACCAAGUUAAUGAAGCAUAAGUUUGGGUGGAUUUUCAACACCCCGGUUGAUGCGGUUAAGUCCGGUUUACAUGAUUAUCACACUAUAGUUAAGAAGCCUAUGGAUUUAGGGACUGUCAAGACUAGGUUGAGUAAGAGUUGGUAUGAGUCUCCCUUGGAGUUUGCUGACGAUGUGAGACUUACUUUCAACAAUGCGUUGCUGUAUAACCCCGUGGGGCAUGAUGUGCAUCGUAUGGCUCAGUUUUUGUUGAACAUGUUUGAGGACAAGUGGGCCCCGCUUGAAACACAGUGUGCCUCUCUUUACAACACUCAUCAUUAUGUGGAGCCAUUACCGUUACAAGCUCCUCCUCCUGUAGUGGUUGAAAAUAGGACUUUGGAGAGAGCUGAAUCUAUGACAAACCCAGUGGAGCCUUUAGCUCUAACCGUUUCCCCUGAGAAGUGUGAAGAAGAGGAGGCGUCUGGGAAUAGAGACUUGACGUUUGAGGAGAAGCGGAGGCUUAGUGAAGACCUUCAGGAUUUGCCUUUCGACAAGCUAGAGGAAGUUGUUGAGAUUAUAAAGAAGACUAAGCCGGAGCUCGCUCAACAAGACGACGAGAUUGAGUUAGAUAUUGAUAGUCUCGACCUCCAAACGCUUUGGGAGCUUUACAGAUUCGUGAUAGGAUAUAAAGAGAGCUUGAGCAAUAAAAAGGAAGAACAGAGAUUGGGAUCAGAAAGAGAUGUUGAGUCUGUCCAAGAACCGAACACUCUAGUAACUGGACCUGAAUCGACAAAAGUUACAGAACUAGGCCAUGUGGCAUCUCCAGCUCAGCAAGUAAAUGCUGGUGUAUCAAGUAGUUCUAGUAGUGGAUCAGGCUCUUCUAGUGAUUCUGACAGUGAUAGCUCAGGGCAUGGAUCUUGAUACUGUUAACUAACCAAGACUCUGAAAGUAUUUAGCAUAGGUGGGAGCCAUGUUGUUGUCAGUUACACACCCUUUUAGGAGCAAAGCUAGGUUACCUUUUUGUUCCAACGUUUUCUACAUCAGAUUGUUUCUGUAUUAGAGUUCUUGUUAACUGUACAUAAAAGUGAACAACACUUGUCAUCAAUCGAACAGGCUUGUUAUGUCCUUCUUAAUUGUUUUUAUUGUCUUUAAAAUCAUAUCACUAUUUUAAA
This is a messenger RNA of Brassica rapa (field mustard), 1481 nucleotides long. RefSeq names its product transcription factor GTE3, chloroplastic. The record is from RefSeq and is a predicted model, not a curated record. NCBI's taxonomy places the organism in Eukaryota, Viridiplantae, Streptophyta, Magnoliopsida, Brassicales, Brassicaceae. Gene Ontology annotation, molecular function: protein binding.